CCAAAAUCCAAAUCGAAACCAAGCAGCACAAACAUGGAUUUCUCGGACUUUGAGGAGACAGAUGACAUAUUUUCUGGCGAUGAGCAGGACAUGGCACCGGAGCCUGGGCCUAGCGCGCCAUUCCGACGAUGCGACCAUCUACCGUGUGCUCAUCUGAUGGGCGGCGUGCUGCCUCCUUGGAUUGGUCAUGGAGGCAAGCUUGUCGGGGUUGUUGAUGUCGGGAGCAAUGGCAUCCGAUUCUCCAUUUCUGAGCUCUCCUCUGCACUUGCCCGCAUCCUCCCGACUGUUCUGGUCUAUCGAUCGUCCAUCUCGCUGUACGAUACCCAGUUCGACCCUCAAACCGGCAAGCGUAUUCCGAUUCCCGCCCAUAUCAUUGACUCUGUCUGCACCGUUCUGGGCCGCUUUGUCGUGAUAUGUGAAGAUAUUGGUGUCAAAAAGGAGGAUAUCCAUGUUGUGGCAACAGAAGCGACCCGUACUGCUUUGAACUCUUCUACUUUCAUCAAGGCCAUACACGAGAAGACAGGGCUAAGUCUGACACUCCUGCCCAAGGAAGAGGAAGGCCAGAUUGGAGCGCUUGGUAUUGCCAGCGGAUUCUCGAACAUGGCUGGGCUAGUCAUGGAUUUGGGAGGAGGCAGCACCCAGAUAUCAUGGAUGAUCAGCCAGGGAGGCGAAAUCAGGACAAGCCCACAUGGAAGCUUCAGUUUCCCCUACGGAGCGGCUGCCUUGACGAAGAAACUACACGAUGUCCAGCACGGCAAGAAAAAAGAGGACAAGGAAAUAGCUGUGAAGCAGUUCCGGACGGAGAUGAUUAAGAAUUUCAGGGAUGCAUAUCAUCGCCUGCAGGUCCCAAGAGAAUUGGUCGAGACAGCCCAGAGAGAAGGUGGGUUCCAGAUCUAUCUUUCUGGAGGUGGAUUCCGGGGCUGGGGCUAUUUGCUGCUUUACCUGAAUCAGUCGGGAGAGGAGCAAUACCCUAUCUCCAUCAUCAACGGGUAUACUGCCGGACGUAAACAAUUCGAGGAUACCGACACCAUCGAAAAGAUUGCCAAGGCUGCCAAAGACGUCUUUCGAAUCUCGGAUCGCCGGCGCUCUCAGGUUCCCGCCGUGGCUUUUCUCGUCAACGUGCUCGCCGAAGCUAUUCCCAACGGCAUCAAGGAAGCACACUUCUGCCAAGGCGGUGUGCGUGAGGGAUACCUCUUCAAGCAACUUCCGAUUGCAGUUCGACAGCAGUCUCCGUUAGAAGUAGCCACGAGCUUCUUUGCGCCAGACUCGCGGGUCGCACUUCAAGCAUUGCUCAAGACUGCCAUCCCGGCCCCAUCGGCGACGAAGCGCUUCCCAGAAGCGUUCGGUCUUAAUGUUAUUGAAUCGUUUGCGAAUGCAAUGUAUGUGCACAUGUUCAUGUCGAAGGAAACAGCGUCCACGACAGCAUUGUAUUCGACAAGCGUCGGCCUGAUGUCUACCAUCCACGGCGUAUCACAUCGAGAUCGAGCCCGGCUUGCAUUGAUGUUGGAGUCACGAUAUCAGGGAGAACUGCCACCUCGCGAGCUUGCGUUCCGUGAGUUGUUGCGAAAGCUCAUCACCCCAGAGGAAGUCUGGUGGGCUUCUUAUCUCGGCAGAGUUGGUUACUUGGUGACCAGGCUCUAUCCUGGCGGAAAGAUCCACAAGGCAUAUCCCAGGGUGGUAUUUUCAUCCCAGUGGUCGUGGAGUCUUGGCAAGGAUAAGGACAAGGAGGGUUUGCUGCUUACAAUCUCCCUGCAAAGAACCAAGGAAGACAAGGCCAAGAUCAAGGACACCCUCCAUGGGCUAGUUAGAGCAGUUGAGAAGGUGGGCAAGAAGAAGAACUGGAUUGAAAUGCCAAAGGAAGAUCCCUGGGGGUUAAAAGUAAAGGUUGAGAUUGUUGAGGAAGGAAUUCUGGAAGAUGUGGAGAUAGUUUAG
Ilyonectria robusta is the source of this 1932-nucleotide messenger RNA. RefSeq names its product Ppx/GppA phosphatase family-domain-containing protein. Lineage: Eukaryota; Fungi; Ascomycota; Sordariomycetes; Hypocreales; Nectriaceae. The record is from RefSeq and is a predicted model, not a curated record. The transcript has 2 exons. Gene Ontology annotation, biological process: regulation of transcription by RNA polymerase II. Bases 34 to 1932 code for a protein of 632 amino acids.